Cicer arietinum (chickpea) is the source of this 3678-nucleotide messenger RNA. RefSeq names its product protein FLOWERING proteinUS D (gene FD). The record is from RefSeq and is a predicted model, not a curated record. Gene Ontology annotation, molecular function: oxidoreductase activity; protein binding. Lineage: Eukaryota; Viridiplantae; Streptophyta; Magnoliopsida; Fabales; Fabaceae.
CGUUGACAAUGAAUUGUUUGUUUCAGUUUAGGAAGUAUGAAGGUUCACCGGAGAUACACAGAAACAUCCGUUAACCUCCAAAACGGUUUUGUAGUGAUAGAAAAAUAAGAAAAUAUCGGAGUGAGUGUGAUGGAUCCUCCUCCACCUUCCCAUGUAUCAUCACCUCAACAAAACCCUAACCAUGAUAAUAUUCAAUCCGAUUCAAUCCCCAAUUUCGACCAAAACCCUAACCCUAACCUCAGCCACUACCUUUCUUUAUCCGUCCCAAAGAAGAGAAGGCGCGGCAGAUCCCAACGCAAUCCGUCGUCGUUUCGUUCACCUUUCACUCUCAAUGCCUCUUCUCUCAACAACGAUCUCACCUCUUCAAUCAGAAAUCCACCCUCAUCGUCGACGCAAUUUCACGACUUCUCCGAUGAGAUUAUUAUGAUAAACAAAGAAGCCAAAACGGAGGCAUUGAUCGCACUCAGCGCCGGUUUUCCGGCCGAUUCGCUUUCGGAGGAAGAGAUUGAAACCGGAGUUAUCCCUGUCAUCGGUGGAAUCGAACAGGUGAAUUACACUCUCAUUAGGAACCACAUUAUUGCUAAAUGGCGUGAGAAUGUUUCGAUUUGGGUUAAUAAGAAAAUGUUUACUGAUUAUAUACCUCAACAUUAUCACUCACUUUUGGAUUCUGCUUAUAAUUAUUUGUUAUCACAUGGUUAUAUCAAUUUUGGUGUUGCUUCGCCGAUUAAGGAUAAAAUUCCGACCGAACCUAGUAAGCCUGGUGUGAUUAUAAUUGGUGCUGGCCUUGCUGGGUUGGCUGCUGCGAGGCAGUUGAUGCGGUUUGGGUUUAAAGUGACGGUGUUGGAAGGGAGGAAACGGGCUGGUGGACGGGUUUAUACUAAGAAAAUGGAGGUAGGGAAUAGGGUGGGUGCAGCUGCUGAUUUAGGUGGGAGUGUUUUGACAGGUACUUUAGGGAAUCCUCUUGGGAUUGUGGCUAGACAGUUAGGUGAUUUGCUUCAUAAGGUUAGAGAUAAGUGUCCCCUUUAUAGUGUGGAUGGAAAGCCGGUUAACCCUGAUAUGGAUGUGAAAGUUGAAUCUGCUUUUAAUCGUUUGUUAGACAAGGCAAGUAGGCUUCGGCAAUUAAUGGGGGAGGUAUCUGUUGAUGUGUCUCUUGGAGCAGCGUUGGAAACGUUUAGGCAAGUGUAUAAGGAUGCUGUGAAUGAUGAGGAGAUGAAGUUGUUCAAUUGGCAUCUUGCAAAUUUGGAAUAUGCAAAUGCAGGUUUACUAUCACAUCUUUCACUUGCGUUUUGGGACCAAGAUGAUCCCUAUGAUAUGGGAGGAGAUCAUUGUUUUUUGCCUGGAGGAAAUGGAAAGCUGGUUCAAGCCCUGGCUGAGAAUGUGCCAAUUUUAUAUGAGAAAACCGUACAUACGAUUAGGUACGGAAGUGAUGGAGUGCAGGUUAAUGCAGGAAGUCAGGUAUUUGAGGGUGAUAUGGCAUUGUGUACUGUUCCGCUGGGUGUGUUGAAGAAAGGAUCUAUCAAAUUUAUACCAGAGUUGCCUCAAAGAAAACUUGAUGGGAUUAAAAGAUUGGGUUUUGGUCUACUGAAUAAGGUUGCUAUGCUCUUUCCUCAUGUGUUCUGGGAGAUGGAUCUUGAUACAUUUGGGCAUCUUUCUGAUGAUCCAAGUCGUCGUGGGGAAUUUUUUUUGUUUUACAGUUAUGCAACAGUUGCUGGCGGUCCCCUGUUGAUUGCUUUAGUGGCAGGAGAAGCUGCACAUAAAUUUGAGAGCAUGCCCCCUACAGAUGCAGUAACAAAGGUUCUUCAUAUUCUGAAGGGUAUCUAUGAACCAAAAGGAAUCAAUGUUCCUGAACCUAUCCAAACUGUCUGUACUAGAUGGGGUAGCGAUCCCUUCUGCUUUGGUUCUUACUCUAAUGUUGCAGUUGGAGCUUCAGGGGAUGAUUAUGAUAUUUUAGCUGAAAGUGUGGGAGAUGGUAGACUUUUUUUUGCUGGGGAAGCAACCACUAGGCGCUAUCCUGCUACUAUGCAUGGGGCUUUUCUAAGUGGUCUAAGAGAAGCAGCAAAUAUGGCCCACCAUGCUAAUAUUAGAUCAAUGAAUGUGAAGGUUGAAAAGCCCCCUUCAAGCGCUCAUUCUUGUGCUUCCCUUCUUGCAGAUUUAUUUAGAGAACCUGAUAUAGAAUUUGGGAGUUUUUCUAUCAUUUUUGCUCAGAAGAAUGCAGAUCCAAAGUCACCUGCAAUCUUGAGGGUAACAUUUGGUGAGCCUAAAAAGAAGUAUCACGAAGUUGCCAAACAAGACCAACAACAACACUCAAACAAAUUACUUUUUCAGCAGCUUCAGUCACAUUUUAAUCAGCAGCAGCAGCUUCAUGUUUACACUCUGCUGUCAAGACAACAGGUUCUUGAUCUACGAGAAGUAAGGGGCGGUGAUGAAAUGAGAUUGAAUUACCUUUGUGAAAAGCUAGGAGUGAAGCUGGUGGGAAGAAAAGGAUUGGGGCUGAAUGCUGAUUCUGUCAUUGCUUCCAUUAAAGCGGAGAGGGGCAAUCGUAAACCUGUUUCAACCUCUAUGUCUCUUAAACCAGGGUUGUCAAAGAUAAAAGCAGGCAUUAUAAAGCGAAAGAUAAUCAGAAAGGCAAAGGUGGUGAAGAAAAGCAAUGAAUCCAUACCCCGUGCAAGCAUGAAUGUAGGGAGUGCCAGUAGAGUAUCAGAAGAGAAUCGGAUAAUAGACCAAGUGAUUCCUGAUGUGUUUGUUUUAGGGAACAAUCAAAAUGACUUGGCAAACUCAAAUCCAUAAGGGGGUGACAUUUCUUCAUCUGGGAGUAAAUUGCAGAAAGACUAAGAUGUCAUUCACUCACCCAGCUUCCGUCGGAUCAUAAGGUGUCAUUCUUUGUAUCCUCAGUAGGAUAUCAGUAAUACUUCUACAUUUUUUAAUGAAUGGUAAUUUGUAAGAAAUGCAUUUGAAUGUUGUUCUAAAUGAUAUUUUGUAAAUGAAUAAAUUAUAAUCAUACUACUGAAUGCUAGAUUUUGAUGACAAUAUUAGAGUAGGCCCAUGCAUGAUGAGCAGGCAUCUUUUGACAAUUUACAAGGCACCAGCUGUUUAUCAAAGUUUCAUACAUAAACCUUGAGUUAGCUUUCUUCGGCUUUGGUGUCGGCGUAUCAUCUCAGUGCGUUUGUUCAACAUAUAGGAAAUGAUCUGACUUGCAAAAACACCUUCGGCGCUGAGAGUACUUUGAUGCAGAUUACUGGCAAUUAAUCAACACUGAUAACAAUGUUUACAUUGCCUUGGUCUAUGUAGCCCCGCCUCCUAAUAUGCCUGGUAUCGUUGGAUUUGCUUACCAGCCAAGAGAUGAACUUGAGUAUACCUGACAGCACUGUUACAGGUUUCAACAUGCUCACGUGUCCUGCAAAUUGAGUUUGGCUACUGUCCUUUUUGUUUCGGUGCAGCCUUUUAGGGCAGUAACAGGAAAACUGAAAUAUAGUUUGUAUAAGUUCCUUUUUUUUGGUGCGCUUGUUUUAUGAUUCAUGAGGACAUGAAACAGCAAGCUGUAACAUAUAAUUUAUGAUCUGAAAACAGUGUUCCUUAAUUUUUUUCCGAAGUAUUUUUGUGUGUAUAGAAGAUGGUAACGGUACAUGCUUUGUAAGGAUGAUCGUUGUGAAAAGAAAUAAAUAGAAAGUUAGAAAUGUA